This is a messenger RNA of Osmia lignaria (orchard mason bee), 2985 nucleotides long. RefSeq names its product cullin 4 (gene Cul4). Gene Ontology annotation, molecular function: ubiquitin protein ligase binding. The record is from RefSeq and is a predicted model, not a curated record. Gene Ontology annotation, cellular component: cullin-RING ubiquitin ligase complex. Lineage: Eukaryota; Metazoa; Arthropoda; Insecta; Hymenoptera; Megachilidae. Gene Ontology annotation, biological process: ubiquitin-dependent protein catabolic process.
AUGUCUAGGCUCGGAGGGACUCAGGUUCUGGCCACAGCACAGGUGAAGAGGACGGCCGCUGAUCACACAGCGGUGUUAAACUUUAGUGCUGCAAAGCGCAGCAAGCUAUCCGCCGUUGCGGUCACGGAGAUCAACGAAACUGAAAACAUGACGGAUACAGCUGCGGCCACAACUGAUACUCAAAAGCGAGCCAAUUUCUCAGCGUUAACCGUUGGGAAUCCAAACGGCGUCAACAAGAUUUCGCCGAGUUUGGCAAGUGCAAAACCAGGCACAGCUAGGAAGCUCGUCAUCAAAAAUUUCAAAAAUAAACCAAAAUUGCCAGAAAAUUAUCAAGAACAGACAUGGGAGAAGUUGCAAGAAGCUGUAAUUGCAAUACAGACCAGUAAAAGUAUUCGUUAUUCAUUAGAAGAACUUUAUCAAGCAGUUGAAAAUAUGUGUAAUCAUAAAAUGGCAUCUACAUUAUAUACAAAAUUGACCAGGCUAACAGAAGCUCAUGUACAAGCUAACAUAGAACAGUUCUUAGCAGAAUCAAUGGAUAGGCAUAUAUUCUUGAAAAAAAUGAAUGAAUGUUGGCAGUCACAUUGCAGACAAAUGAUUAUGAUUAGAAGUAUUUUUCUAUAUUUGGAUAGAACAUAUGUAUUACAGAAUCCAAGUAUUUUAUCCAUUUGGGACAUGGGAUUACAUUUAUUUAGAGUGUACAUUGUUCUAAAUAAUUUAGUUCAAACACGUACAGUGGAAGGAUUACUUAUGCUCAUAGAAAAAGAACGUCAGGGUGAUACAGUAGACAGAACGCUUCUUAAAUCAUUAUUAAGAAUGUUAUCAGAUCUACAAAUCUACCAAGAUGCCUUUGAAUCCAAAUUUUUGGUAGCUACAGAAAGAUUAUAUGCUGCCGAAGGUCAGCGAUUAAUGAACGAACACGAUGUUCCUGAGUACUUAGCACACGUAGACAAACGUCUUCAGGAAGAAAAUGAACGUUUAUUACAUUAUCUUGAUGCAUCUACAAAGUGGUCGUUAAUACAUACGGUAGAGAAACAGUUGUUAUCUGAACAUAUUACUAGCAUUUUACAAAAGGGAUUGAGUGGUUUAUUGGAUGAAAAUAGAAUUAGUGAUUUAUCUUUACUUUAUAAUUUAUAUAGUCGUGUAAAAUGUGGUCUCAUAGAACUUUGUCAGAAUUUCAAUUCUUAUAUAAAGAAAAAGGGUAAAACUAUAGUCAUAGAUCCAGAGAAAGAUAAAACAAUGGUUCAAGAACUUCUAGAUUUCAAAGAUAAAAUGGACAAUAUAGUAAAUACGUGCUUUCAUAAAAACGAGAAAUUUGCUAAUAGUUUAAAAGAAGCUUUUGAAGCCUUUAUUAACCAACGAGCAAAUAAACCAGCGGAAUUAAUUGCAAAGUUUGUUGAUUGCAAAUUGCGGGCUGGUAACAAGGAAGCAACAGAAGAAGAAUUAGAAAGAUUAUUAGAUAAAAUCAUGGUAUUAUUUCGAUUUAUCCACGGCAAGGAUGUAUUUGAAGCAUUUUAUAAAAAAGAUUUGGCUAAGCGUUUGUUAGUUGGUAAAUCAGCUUCCGUUGACGCUGAAAAAUCCAUGUUAUCGAAAUUGAAACAAGAAUGCGGUGGUGGUUUCACUAGUAAAUUGGAAGGAAUGUUCAAAGAUAUGGAACUUAGCAAAGACAUUAAUAUUGCUUUUAAACAGUAUGCUGGAAAUUUGCAAAGCGAAUUGUCUGCUAGCAAUUUGGAUUUAACAGUUUCGAUACUUACAAUGGGUUAUUGGCCAACAUAUCCGGUAAUGGAAGUAACAUUACCUCCGGAAAUGGUUCAGUACCAAGAUGUAUUUAAUAAAUUCUAUUUGGGAAAACAUAGUGGUAGAAAAUUACAGUGGCAACCUACAUUGGGACAUUGUGUACUCAAAGCUUGGUUUAAUCAGGGUAACAAAGAGUUUCUAGUGUCAUUAUUUCAAGCAUUGGUGUUGCUUCUAUUUAAUGAUGCUGAUAAUUUAUCUCUGGAAGAUAUAAAAGCAGCAACUAAUAUAGAAGAUGGUGAACUAAGAAGAACUUUGCAAUCUUUAGCUUGCGGAAAAGCUAGAGUGUUACAGAAAAAUCCAAGAGGAAGAGAUGUUGGAGAUAAUGAUAGAUUUGUAUUUAAUGCAGAUUUUACAAAUAAAUUAUUUAGAAUAAAAAUAAAUCAAAUUCAAAUGAAAGAAACGAACGAAGAACAGAAAGCUACAGAAGAAAGAGUCUAUCAGGAUAGGCAAUAUCAAAUAGAUGCAGCUAUUGUCAGAAUUAUGAAAAUGAGAAAAACGCUCACGCACAAUCUAUUGAUUAGUGAACUAUAUAAUCAGUUAAAGUUCCCUGUAAAGCCUGCUGAUUUGAAAAAACGAAUUGAAUCUCUUAUAGAUAGGGAUUACAUGGAACGAGAUAAAGAUAAUGCAAAUGAAUACAACUACGUUGCGUAACCUGAAUCAAAUGCCAAAGUCAUUUCAGACUGGGUGGUCAUUAUGUGUUUGCCUAUUGUGAAUGUGACAUGUUACAGAAGAAAAACGAGAAACUUAAAACUGGCUAAAUGUCGGCACGAUGUUGCGGCAUAUAUUCAGUUGUUAAAAAAAUUAGAGUGUACAUCAUUGUUUUGGUUUUUAUAGUGCGCAAUGAAUACUGGACAAUUGAGACCUUUUUUUAAACAGUGUUUUAUCGUUAGUAUUCUUGUGUUGUUUCUGGAGUUUGCUAAAAAAAGGACCAUCUGCAAAAUGUUUUCAAUGGUACAGCAUUUAAAAUGUAUCAACAGUUUUUCACGGCAUAUUAAAGAUUUAAGAAGAUAAUACAGUAAUAAUAUCCUAAGAAAAAAAAUGCGAAAUAUCGUUUGGCAUAAGUGAUCAGGAACGCGUUAUUUAUAACAACAUGAAAUAGUGUACUGUGAACGUUGAACGCAGUGAUUACUGACAUUGUUUUAAACAAGUGAAAAACAUUAAAAAAUAAAAAUUCAUACAUUGAGAAUAAUA